AUGACACGUCUUGGAGUAACAAACUCUUGGGGUGGAUGGACAAUUAGUGGUGAAAGUACAUCUAACCCAGGACUUUGGUCUUACGAAGGUGUAGCUGCAUCACACAUUAUUCUUUCUGGACUUCUUUUCCUUGCUGCUAUUUGGCACUGGGUAUUCUGGGAUCUUGAGCUUUUCCGUGAUCCACGAACUCAACAACCAGCUUUAGACCUUCCAAAGAUUUUUGGUAUUCACCUUUUCCUUUCAGGGGUUCUUUGUUUUGGAUUCGGAGCAUUCCACGUAACUGGACUUUUUGGUCCUGGUAUUUGGGUAUCUGACCCGUACGGACUUACAGGAGCAGUUGAGCCAGUUGCACCAGCAUGGGGAGCUGAAGGGUUUGACCCUUACAACCCAGGUGGGAUUGCUGCUCACCACAUUGCUGCAGGUAUCGUAGGUAUCCUUGCAGGUCUUUUCCACUUAAGUGUUCGUCCGCCACAACGUCUUUAUAAGGCAUUACGUAUGGGUAACGUUGAGACAGUACUCUCAAGUUCAAUUGCAGCUGUAUUCUGGGCUGCUUUUGUAGUUGGUGGAACUAUGUGGUACGGGUGUGCUGCAACUCCAAUCGAACUUUUCGGACCAACUCGUUAUCAGUGGGAUCAAGGUUUCUUCCAGCAAGAAAUUGAAAAGCGUGUACAAACGAGCGUAGCUGGUGGUGCAUCACUUUCUACAGCUUGGUCUACUAUUCCUGAAAAGCUUGCGUUCUACGAUUACAUUGGAAACAACCCUGCGAAGGGUGGUCUUUUCCGUUCUGGACCAAUGGAUAAUGGAGAUGGUAUUGCUGCAGGGUGGCUUGGACACGCGACUUUCACUGACAAGAACGGUCGUGAACUUUUUGUUCGCCGUAUGCCAACUUUCUUUGAAACAUUCCCAGUAAUUCUUAUUGAUGGGGAUGGUGUUGUACGUGCUGACGUACCAUUCCGUCGUGCUGAGUCAAAGUACUCAAUUGAACAAGUUGGAGUUAACGUAACUUUCUACGGUGGAGAACUUGAUGGGUUAACAUUCACAGAUCCAGCAACUGUUAAGAAAUAUGCACGUCGUGCACAACUUGGAGAAGUUUUCGAGUUUGACCGUGCAACUCUUCAGUCUGAUGGAGUUUUCCGUAGUAGCCCACGUGCAUGGUUUACUUUUGCACACGUAAGUUUUGCUCUUCUUUUCUUCUUCGGUCACAUUUGGCAUGGAGCUCGUACAAUUUUCCGUGAUGUAUUCGCUGGUAUUGACCCAGAUUUAGAUGAACAAGUAGAGUUUGGUGCAUUCCAGAAACUUGGAGAUGUUACAACUCGUCGUCAAGCUGUUUAA
Ostreococcus tauri is the source of this 1332-nucleotide messenger RNA. NCBI's taxonomy places the organism in Eukaryota, Viridiplantae, Chlorophyta, Mamiellophyceae, Mamiellales, Bathycoccaceae. The record is from the annotation of a RefSeq genome assembly.